AAUAGAUAUACAAAUUUUGUGUUAAUCUAUUAACCGAGAGAGAGAGAGAGAGAGUCUAAGACGUCUACUGAUUUUAGCUUGGAGAUAGAUCGCCUUCAUCCAUCCUCGAUCCCCAGAACCUUAAAUGAUAACAUAUUAUCGUCACCUAGUGGCAUAUUUUCGAUUCGAGGUAAAUUGGAUGCUGCGAGAAUGAGUACCUUCUCGAUCAGCCGGAAAAAAAAAAACGCCGUCCCAGAAACACAGAGAAGAAGAAGAAGCCACCAAAAUGAGCUGUAUCAGGAGUUCGUGAAAUCGUUUCAAGGAGAUAGUGCAGCUAAGGCUUUCGUUGGAGGUGGUACAAUCAAUCCUAAUGAUAAGCCCAAGCCUGACUCUCAAGGUGAAAAGUCCAGAGAUGGGGCUUCCAUUUCAAAGAAGGGGAGUAGCGUAUGGCUUUCGGAGUUGCAAUCAAUGUCUGUGCUGUUGUGGUAGAGAAGAGUCUCUUGCGGACUUUUGGAAGAUUUUAACCUGUUAAAAUUAUGUGGCCAAGAACGGAAGAAGAGAAAAGACAAAGACGUUGUGGCCUUGUUGCUUUCAUGAAUAGAUCCGAUGGGCAAGCUGCAAAGGAUGAAAUGCAAGGGAUCAUUGUUUAUGACUAUGAGCUGAUUGGAUGGGGUAAAGCGGUUUCUCUGCCAUCACAAUCACUACCAGCUCCACCUCCUAGACAUAUGGCAAACCGGAGUAAGGAGGGCUGCAAUUUAAUUGUUUCGGGAAUAUCGGGUCCACCAAUAACUUCUGCUCCAAAUCAAAAUUCUGAGCUGGUUCUUAACCCAAAUGUGCCGGAUAUCACUGUUGUUUCUCCUGAGGACGAGCACCUCAAACAUAUUAUUGAUACAAUGGCCCUUAAUGUACUGGACGGUGGAUGCGCUUUUGAACAAUCUAUUAUGGAGAGGGGGCGUGGGAAUCCACUUUUUAACUUCUUGUUUGACCUGGGCUCUAAGGAACAUACCUACUAUGUCUGGAGACUCUAUUCCUUUGCUCAGGGUGAUACCCUUCAAAGAUGGAGAACAGAGCCGUACAUCAUGAUAGCCGGAAGUGGAAGAUGGAUUCCGCCACCGCUGCCUGCACCUAGGAGCCCAGAGCAUGAAAAAGAGUCUACAUGCACUUAUGUAGCAGGGAAAAGCAGGCGCGCAGAUGGCAAGCAAACUCUAACUGAUCCUCAAAGGGAUGAAUUUGAGGACAUGUUGCGCGCUCUAACUUUAGAAAGGAGUCAAAUCAAGGAAGCUAUGGGGUUUGCUUUGGAUAACGCCGAUGCAGCUGGAGAGGUUGUUGAAGUUCUGACAGCGUCUUUGACCCUGAAAGAGACAUCAAUGCCAACUAAGGUUGCAAGACUCAUGCUUGUGUCUGAUAUUCUUCAUAAUAGCAGCGCUCGUAUUAAAAAUGCCUCUGCAUACCGGACAAAAUUCGAAGCAACAUUACCCGAUAUAAUGGAAAGCUUCAACGAUCUGUACUGCAAUGUAACUGGAAGGAUUACUGCGGAGGCUCUUAAAGUAAUCCCAGAAAGAAAAUGUUCUUAUGUUGUUAUUCACUUUUUCAAGUUCUGUUGCUCUCAUUCUUACUUUGUGCAGGAACGAGUACUCAAAGUACUGCAGGUAUGGGCAGACCGGUUUCUCUUCUCAGAUGCAUAUAUAAAUGGGCUACGAGCCACGUUUCUCCGGUCGGGAAACUCUGGUGUUACCUCGUUUCAUUCUAUCUGCGGUGAUGCGCCUUAUAUAGAGAAGAAAGGUCUCAUGGUUAAAAUGAACUAUGCUGAUGAGAGCAAUCAAGACGCUGCACUGGCAAUGGGCGAGGGAGCUGCUGGGCAAGAGCUGAUGACUCUACCGAUUUCUGAGCUUGAGAGACGCUGCAGACAUAAUGGUCUGUCACUUGUAGGGGGUAGAGAUAUGAUGGUUUCUCGGCUGCUAAGCCUGGAAGAUGUAGAGAAACCACGUGGCUCCGAAGUAAUAGAUGAAAAUGGAAAGAAUCGACAGGGACAUUCAAGUUGGGAAGAAGUUAACAUUGAGCCUGGGCGAAUGAAAACCAGCUAUGAAAAAGUUGAAAUUAAAGAGCCUGUGAAUCUGACCUCGACAAUACAGAUGUCACAGCCAAAGCUAAAAGCCUUUGCGAAAAAGGAGAAAAAUGACCUCGUAUUGCCAACUUCCAGAUGGGCGAGAGAGGAUGAUGAAACUGAUGAGGAACAAAAAAAGCGCUACUCCUCUGGUAGGGACAAUACUGGUAGAAUAACUUUCAAGACCGAUGAAGAGGAUCUCAAGGAUGAUUCAGGUGUUCAUAUCCAGCCUGAAAAUGAAACCGACGAGAAGCAAAGACAAAAGCUUAGGUAGAUAGAUGUUGCGUUGAUAGAGUAUCGAGAAUCUCUUGAGGAACAGGGGAUGGAAAACUCUGAGUAGAUAGAAAGAAAAGUUGCAAUCCACCGAAAGAGGCUUGAAGCUGAUGUCUUAUCAGAAUAUCAGAGAGUAUUACUAGAAAAAAGGGAGAAGCGUGAAGUAAUUAAAGAUUCAUCUAGAAAGAGAUACCGAGGUGAGAGCCAGAAUCGAAGCCAAAGUCCGCCACACAGAUCAUCAACCAGAGAAAGGGUCAAAGAUCAUGACUUGGACAAAGGCAGAGACAGAGACAGGCAACAACAUGAUUUGGGCAAGGACCGAGAACGAAGAGCAAAGAGUUCAAGUCAUGAGAGAGACGAUCAUAAUAGAAACAGAGAACGAGAUAGAGAUUGGCGCAGACGAGGCAUGAGAUGAGAUGAUUGUUUGUUUGGUCUCUGCAGGACACGUGGAUUUCUAUGAAGAUGCUCUUGAGUCUGGAAUAAUAUCUAAGAAACACGACUUGUAUUUUGUGCAUUACUGUCCAAUUUUCAUAAUUUUUUGCACAAGUUCCAUUUGAGAACCACGUGCUUAGCAUAAGAAGAUUGAUUCUAUGUUUCUUUAAUCACUCAAUAAGUAUGACUUUUGUAACUUAAACAUCUUA
Capsella rubella is the source of this 2997-nucleotide messenger RNA. Its product is annotated as protein RRC1-like. Lineage: Eukaryota; Viridiplantae; Streptophyta; Magnoliopsida; Brassicales; Brassicaceae. Gene Ontology annotation, biological process: RNA processing. The record is from RefSeq and is a predicted model, not a curated record. Gene Ontology annotation, cellular component: nucleus. Gene Ontology annotation, molecular function: RNA binding.